AUGCUGAUUUCGUCCACUAUGUCGGCGCCUCCUGACUUACUGCAGAACUAUACGACAUCAGCUCCAGAACCAGUUAUAAAUAUAUCAGAAGAAGCUGCUAAUCAAUUACUACAAUUUUUGAAAACGACAUACUCAUGGCUUAUCCCAAUUAUGAUUAUAAUUCUUCUGAUAGCCAUUUUUGGUAAUGGUGUUAUAGUACUCUCUUCUCCGUGGAUGUCAUCACCUGUCUCGCCAUAUUUGAAAUUAUGCAUCAGUUUAGCUGCAGCCGACAUGUGGGCAGCAUUUCUUUUAAUAACAGGCCUUAUUGUUAACUCGUAUAUGCCUGUUGUCUUGGGAUUCUCCACAAAAAGCAAUUGUUUGUUUGCUUGGCUAGAAAUGUUUCGAAUAUCAGGGAUGUUAACAUCAGAUCUGCAUUUAUUCGCAUUGGGAAUAAAUCAAUUUGUUGGAACGAAAUGGCCAUUGAAAUAUAAGAUUAUGGUAACAACGAGAAGAAUGCGUUACAUCAUUAUUGCUUUAUGGAUUGUUCCAUUAUUCUUCGUUUCUUCAUGGUUCAUGUCAAAUGAAUCAGAUGGUUUACGUCAUCCGGAAUGCCGUUUCGUGUUUUAUGAGAAAUUUCCAUUCCGGGUUACCAUUUUUCUAACAUUUAUGAUACCGCUAUUAGCCACUUUAUUCAUAUAUGGAAUGAUUCUCAUUAAUUUAUUGAAAGCCAAAGCCGAAUUUGAGAUGUGUACGACAGAGAGUCGAUUAACAAAUAAUAACUCAAGGCGCUCCAAUGUUCAUUCAAAAUUAAAGCUUGUAUGGACUACGCUACUCAUCGUAUCGACUUUUUCACUUAGUUGGGGACUGUGUGUGUUAUAUUUCGUUCUCGUGUGUAAGGAAGGCUGUGUUUUCACAUAUCUGGUGGAUGUAGACUUCUACUUGGGUUUAUUCCUUAGCUCAUCAGUGCAGAUGCUGGUGAUGCUAAAAUUAGCAUCGAAUCCUUUCAUCUAUACACUACGGAUCAAAGCAAUACGAGCCAGUGUCGACAGUUUAUUCAACGUCGUUUGCCGGAGGCGAACAUACCCGAGUCCCAAGGCUUCCAAAACAGGAGUAGCCUUACUCCAUAGCGGCUCAGCCAUUAACAACUCAGUGUGA
Molecule: messenger RNA, 1134 nt
Organism: Auanema sp. JU1783
Lineage: Eukaryota; Metazoa; Nematoda; Chromadorea; Rhabditida; Rhabditidae
Source: the annotation of a GenBank genome assembly